ACCGAUGAAGGAUUUGGCUUCUCUUUCUAUGCGACCAACUUACAAACUACCACUUACACGUAGUUGAAUGACUGAUCGAUUAUUAUCAUCGCGUACUUUUUAUGGCAUUUGAGAAAUUGUCAUGCUGAUUAAACGUUCCAGUCUCGUCUUUGAUCCCGUGCCUACGCAAACACUUACAGUACCUACAUACCUCUCUACUACCGAUAGUCAGCUGGUCUCAGGUUCUACGACAUAGGUCUCACCACAAUCCCACCGAUAGCACGUUACCGGUUCGAUGAGCAGUACACUUGCCUACAGAAGCCAAUCUUAGCUUGAAAUCAUUUAAUCUUUACUUUAUUUUUUGUAAUAUCUAUCCCAUUCCACAGGACACACCAGAACGGGUUGCGGCGUCUUCAGGACCUCUUGGUCCACCAGCCGUCAAGCUGGAGUCGUGAGUGCGCCGAUUCCUUGUGACACAACACAACACAACAUCCCGGUCCCUUUAGGUUGCGUGAAUUUGGCAGUCCAUGACAAUAUCUAGCUUUGGACUUAUGGCCCGGCCAUUCGUCUCGCCAUUUAUCCAUCUCAAUCACCUUGCCGUUGGCCUACCAUACUAACAUGACUUGGCUUAGCUUCAUCCACGUCGCCGCCUGGUCGCAGCACCGGAGCCCAAGCCCCGGUCCUCAGCGUACCUUUGGCCAUCUUCGUUCCCUCUCAAGCAUGUCCCCGGCCGUGAUUUCCCGGUCUAAGUCGCCGGUUAAAUCUCAGUCGUCGUCAGAUAUAGCUACCGAAAUGAUGGUUCCUCCUAUUAGUCCUAAAUCCCACAGUUCUCUUCAUCCCAGAAGAAUGCCAUCGCAAAGUUCUUUAAUGGUAGAGGAUCAGGAUCAUAGCACCAUUCCCGACCCUAGAAUACGUAUUACGAGUCCCGCGCCCGAGGAAAACGUCCAUCCCGAUUUAGACCAGGAAGUCGCUACGCUCAGUACGAAGCUUAUCAAUGCGAUCAACCACCAGACCAGUCUAGACGAUACCCUUUCGGCGACAAGACAAGAGUUGGAAAAUUCCCUGGAACGGAUCCAAGAGCUCGAAGAAACGAUAGCGCGGCAACAGGAAACAUUAUCUAGCGAUGUCUGGGUUAAGCGUAAAAGCGUCGAGGCUGAGAAGAGUAAACUUCUCGCGCGCAUUGCUGAGGAGAAGAGGUUGCGGGGCGAAGUUGAAAAGGAUAAGAGGAAGAUUGAGCAAGAGCUGGAGACAUUAACGGUCUCUCUGUUUGAAGAGGCAAACAGGAUGGUUAUCACAGCCAAAGAGGAUGCGAAAAGGGAACAGGAAGUUCUUAAUCGAAAGAACGAACAACUGAAGGCUCAACUAACCGAUGCCGAAAGUAUCAUGAAGUCCCAGCAAGAGCAAUUGGCGCAAUUGAAACUCGUCAUGGAGCAAUUGAUGGUUGAGCGCGAUGAUCAUAGUGGCACCGCACCUUCGUCUCCUGGGUUUAGCAAGUUCGAUUCAAGAGAUGACGAGACUCAAAUGUCCGAGGGUGCCUCAAAUCUUGCUGCCGCAGACUCGAUACCACCCACAUAUCCGACUAACCUCAACCACCUGAUUCACCCGGUAUUAAGAACUGAUCUCCCUGCUUUUGAUGACUUCGUGUCGCUCAUCAAAACGUCGAAGAGGGCAUCGAAUAGCCGCGCCUCGUCGGGGUCGUAUAGCGGGCUCAACCCUCUCCUUGGCUUCAGCGGUCCUGGGCAUGCUUCAGCCCCAUCCAACUCAUCAACCGUGUCACUAUCUACCAUCAGCACGCCGAGCGCAAAUGUCUCUCCACAAACGCCAAACACACCUGCGUCAGCCCUUAGUUCUGGAUCUGCCGCUUCUGCUGUAUUGCCGCCGUUGAAGGACAACAAAUUCUACAAGAGAGUUUGUGCUGAGGAUAUUGAACCUACUCUGCGCCUUGACAUGGCGCCGGGUCUUUCUUGGCUCGCUCGUCGGUCUGUGCUUAAUGCUAUGAUCGAUGGAACCCUUGUCGUUGAGCCAGUACCGACUACUAGUCCGUUCAAGUCUAUCAGCAAGCCUGAGUUCUAUCCUUGUUCACUUUGUGGUGAGGCGCGUAAGGACACGCCUCAUCUACGUAAUCAUCGAUUCAAGACGAGCGAGUCAGAUUCUGCUCAACGGUAUCCUCUUUGCAAAUACUGCUUAGACCGCGUAAGAUCGACUUGCGACUUUCUCGGAUUUUUACGGUUGGUCAAGGAUGGGCUUUGGCGCGCUGAUGAUGCCGAUUCGGAGCGAGUUGCUUGGGAAGAGUGCGUCCGAUUACGGGAUCAAAUGUUCUGGAGCCGUAUUGGAGGUGGAGUUGUUCCAGUAAUCAACAACCACUCACAUUCUCGUAGCGUUAGCGAGGAACCUACGCGCGAUACUCAAGAAAUACACGGGAGCACGGCCGACGACAUUAAGAUAGAAGAUACAGUUGUGACCAUUCUUCCUUCUAUCGAGUCUAGCGAACCCGAGACGAUGCAAAAGGAAGAUGAACCGAUCCAAGAUGAUAAGAAAUCAGAGCAGACGGUCAUACACGCUGACACCGAUGGUGCCGAUGCCGCUGAUGCUGCUGACGGCGCUGGGGACUCGAUUCAAUCAUCAGAGUCUACUGGUGCAGAUGCGGAGAAACACAAGGGCGACAGGCUCUCGUUGACGAUUCCCGGCGCUUUUAGCACAGAUGCGUCCGAUUAAUUAUCCAGGAACAUCCACAACAACCACAACAACAACAAUUAUACCCCCCACCUAAUAUUUCUUCCAAUUCGUUUCGGACGCACUACAAAAAGUUCAUUCUUUAGAGGUUACAUUAUUUUCGCGCGUACAUAGUUCGCAGCGCUGGACUUUAGACCCUUGUGUAUAAUACCUAGUCAUUAGAAUCAGAUGCGAGUGGCGACCCGCGGUGGAUGGGUCGUGAUAAUGGCAUUGGAGCAUUUAGCAGGCCGGUGUUUUCUGGAGUUUAUCGAUUUGCCUCCCUCGGACGAGGCCAGAUGGAGUCCCGGGACCGAGAGGGCUCGUCCCGGGGACUUUGGAUCGGGUUGGGACCGAGGUUAGAAGGCUGUAAGGUUGAUAUACGGAACGUGUUUCGAGCUCGAGAAGGGGGCUCACGACGCCAGGGCAUAGCAAGUCUACGAGGACGGAGCUACGAAGGCCUGAAGCUCAAACCACAUAAUAGGAGGUUAGCAAUAUGAACAAUGCGCCGACACGCAAUUGUGCAACAUCUUUUCCCAACGUCUGCUUCCGUCUUUGGUGAUAUUUGCUUGUUACUUCAAUGAGAUAUGUGCUGUUUAAUACCCAAAACUAUCUUGGCCCCUUAUGAUUGCACUCGUG
Messenger RNA from Annulohypoxylon maeteangense, 3327 nucleotides. RefSeq lists its product as uncharacterized. Gene Ontology annotation, molecular function: guanyl-nucleotide exchange factor activity. The coding region runs from base 598 to 2694 and encodes 698 amino acids. The transcript has a single exon. Gene Ontology annotation, biological process: exocytosis. Gene Ontology annotation, cellular component: Golgi to plasma membrane transport vesicle; cell tip. The record is from RefSeq and is a predicted model, not a curated record. NCBI's taxonomy places the organism in Eukaryota, Fungi, Ascomycota, Sordariomycetes, Xylariales, Hypoxylaceae.